This is a messenger RNA of Colletotrichum gloeosporioides, 1293 nucleotides long. Its product is annotated as Histone-lysine N-methyltransferase SMYD3. The coding region runs from base 1 to 1293 and encodes 430 amino acids. Lineage: Eukaryota; Fungi; Ascomycota; Sordariomycetes; Glomerellales; Glomerellaceae. The transcript is spliced from 2 exons. Gene Ontology annotation, molecular function: protein binding. The record is from RefSeq and is a predicted model, not a curated record.
AUGCAUCUAACGAAAGCCCUCAGCGCAUUUAUCUACACUAGACUAGCGUUUUGUUUUGAUAUGUCUACCCUUUACACGCCUAUAAGCGGUCACAGUUCUCAUACGCUUGCACUUUAUGUUAACGACACUUUGCUGUGCCCUGUCACUCGUGGGCAACCCGAGAUCUAUCUUUCCACGCCCCAGAACACCACCUUGUCUAACCAACAGUCCACAUGCAUCUGGUCAGACAGCCACUCAAAGCAAUACUGCAUCUUCUCAAACCCACACUUCGACCACGGAAAGGGCAUCACCGUGAUAACAACCCCCGAGCGCAUCCUCCACAUCGCCAAAUCUAUCGCCUCGGCGCCAGAUCACCACCUCAGCCUCACCCGUAAAGCGUCAUUCAGAACGUCACCGAGUGGAAGCAAAGGGCGGGGUAUAUUUGCAACCAGACACAUACCCGCAGGCAGCCUCAUCACCGAGGAGCCGCCAAUCAUACUCCUGGACCGCAACUGGGUCGAAGACAUCUCGUCCGAGGAAGCGCGAGCAUCACUCCAAGCGUUAGCUAUUGCGGAGCUACCAAGACCAACACGUCAAACGGUUGACGAGCUUUUCAUCGGCACUUCUACAAAGGGCCUGAAGCAAAAGAUCUGGACGAAUGGAUAUGGCGUCUCUGGUGGACCCGCAGAGGACUGGCCGGGGUUGGACGAUGAAGCGGACCUCGGCAUGAUAGCAGUACACGCAAACAUAUCCAAAAUCAACCACAGCUGCCGCUCCAACGCAGCAUCUCAGUGGGACUGGGACUUGCUCGCACACAGGCUGUGGGCAGUCCGUGACAUCGCCGCUGGCGAAGAGAUUACCAUAUCCUACUUCGACCCCAUCCAGACCCCGCGAGAACGGCAACACUAUUCAACAGACGCGCUCGGCUUCAAGUGCGCUUGUAGUCACUGUCAAGCCCCUUCCAAGUUUGCAGAGCUAUCCGACGACCGAGUCAAUGAGAUUCACCUACUACAAGGGUACCUAGAAACUCGUGAAAUCGCCCCGGCCGAACCCACGGCAAUGGCCGAGCUGCUAGUCAACCUAUACAAGCAGGAGGGGUUGGACUCUUACCUUUGCAAGGCAUACGCUAUCGCAGCCCGCGAGUGGAACGGCGCAGGCUAUGAGUACCAAGCACGCUCCUGGGCCUAUCAAAGUGUAGAGGCCGGUCUUGUGGCUGGUUCGGGAACUGGAAUGGAGGAGUAUGUGAGGGACAUGGAGUCGCUGCUUGACGGGGCGAGGAAGCAUUGGUCUUGGAGAUACCGCCUACACGUUUAG